GGAGGUGUCUGUGUAACAAAAAAAAAAAAAAAAAGAAAAAAAAAAAAAGAAGGUAAAGUUAAAUACUAUAAGGUUAGGCUUUAGGUAAAGUAAAAAUACGAAGAGGAAGAUCUGAAGCAGCAGUUUGCCGGCGUUACCAUUGUCGGCGGUCAUCUCAGAGUUGUACAAAAUCAAACUGUUGGAAUCUCCAAAUAAAACUCAAAUUCGUCGAUUUCGUUUGAAGAAGUGCAUAAAAUCGUAGCAUAUAGCUUUCAACGACGAAGCGGCGGCACCGGAUUGAUCGGCUCGGCUGCAACGCUGUAGUUGAUGCCUCGACGUGCUUGAUCCUAGAAGGUGAGAGCUUUUGGAUUUUUGAGAGUAUGGAGGGAAGGAGAGUGGUCGUCUCAAUUCUGCAAUUCACUUGCACCGAUGAUGUCCCCUCUAACUAUCCAUGGAAGAAGAGUGAUGGAGUUGGCAGAAGAAGAAUUGGGUUCUGGAGCGAGGAUGGUAAUACCAUCUGUGGAAGUGGAGAGGAUACAGAAAAACUUGUUCAAAAGAUUGAUGAAAGGUGAUUGGAUAGAAGUGGUGAAUUUGUUCAAGAAACACCCAGAGGUUCACAAGGCCAAGAUCACUGCAUCAGGGGACACUGCAUUGCACAUAGCCGUCUCGAAUAGGCAAGAAGUUAUUGUUGAACAGCUGCUAGUGGAACUGAGUUCCAACGAGGCUCUCAAAGUGAAAAAUGAGAGAGGGAAUAUCCCUCUCUCGUUAUGCAGCGUCAUUGGGGCUUGUACGGACCUGCCAUUUCAUUGCAAGUAACGACUCUGCACUAAUCGGUGCUGACAACAAUGACACUGAGAUUCCUUUCUUCUUGGCCGCUCUCCAUGGCAAGAAAGGCGCUUUUCUUUGUCUCCAUUCUAUCUGUGUUAUCGAUCAAGGCUAUUUAUAUUGUAGAAGGAAUAUUGAUGGUGAAACCGUUCUUCACUCUGCAAUAAGUGGAGACUAUUUUGAUUUGGCAUUUGAAAUAAUUCAGAAAUACGAAAAGCUUGUGAACUAUGUGAAUGAACGAGGAUUUUCCCCUCCUUCUUCUUGCAAGCAAGCCUAGGUCCUUCAGGAGUACUGGGAGGAGUAAUCUUGGAAGUUUGAACUGGAUCAUUUAUGAUUGUACAUUUAUUGAUGAGCUCAUGGUGGAAACUAUCUAUGACCAACUUGAUCUAUUGAAGUCGUCUGAAGACGGAAAGAAUCCAACCUAUCCAGAAAACUACGAUACGUGCAUCAAAUUCUUUCGACUGCUGUUGAAUAUAUAUCAUGUACUCGGUUUGUAUUAGCGAACCUUUUUAUUAUUAUUAUUUAUAUUUCCCUUUUGCAGUCACAUAUUCUUGACAUAAUAUUGCUAUAUGUGUGCCAGGUAAUUAUAGGUCCUGAAAAUUGACACUUCUCCAUUUGUAUAUUUUCAGUGUUAAUUGGUAGUGCAGGGGUUAUCUUUAGGUUCAAGCAUUGUGUUUACUUACCAAAAAUAAGGCAUAGAAAAAAGAAAAAAAAUUCUGAUAAUUUUUUCUUAUGUGAGUGCUGAAACUGAGCAGUUUUAUUUAUUUAUUUAUUUUUUUCAGUUCUUGCUGGAAAAGGUAAACAAAAGAAAGAUGAGGAAACAGAUGCCAACGGAGAAAAAAAUUUGGAUUUACAAGAUGAGCUUUUUAAAAUUAGAACGGAACAUAGACAUUUCUUUUUCUUUUUUGGAAUGAUUAAUAGAAAUAGAAUAAUAACUUUUGUUUCCUUCAAUCUUCUUUAAUUUACUUUAUAUCGUUUUAUUCAUGAAGACAAAAUUUCUUUUAGAGGUAAAGAAAAAGUAAAAGAGAAAACUUACAAAGCUAAAGAAAGGCUUGAGCAGGGGCCUUGUUGCAGCAUCCAGCCAAAAACAUGAUGCAGUCUCUCCACUGUCCAAAAAAUUAUGUAACACUUUGUCCCAUCUAGUCCUUACAAUUGAUGACAUGGGUGAACAUGAGAACCAAUGCUUGGAUUAGAUCAAAUCACAAGUAAAGUAUCUAAUUGCCAUCAUCAUGUCAUAACAAGUGUGUGUAAUUAAACUAAAAAAACAAAUCUCAGUGUGAUAUAAGUUUUUUUUUUUUUUUUUUUUUUUUUUUUUUUUUUUUUCAAGAAGUAGAAUUUUACUUUGUAAAAUAGAAUGAUAGGUUAGCUUGAAUUUAGGUGUAACAGGCUGAAUCUUAAAUGACAAUCUAGUGUUUCACAGCUAGGCAAUUCCAUGUUCAUUCAAUUAUCAUUGUACAUUUUGUGCAAGCUUUUGUUCAUUUGCACAUAGUGUAAUUAAUUGUCCAUAAAGUUUGAUUUGGUGGAAUUCUUUACCAUGUAUUGCAAAUUAUAUUAAUUACAAGACUUUUGCCAUUUCUCAAUUCCCAUUUUCUUGGAAUAUAAGUGGUAAAUUAAUAUUCCUAUACAGCAUCUCUCCAAGUGCAAUAUAUAUAUAUAUAUAUAUUUAACCCCUAUCCCUAGCUAGUUCUAUAUAUUAACACUACUCAAUUUACUUUAUAUUGUUUUAUUCAUGAAGACAAUUUUUUUUCUUUUAGACUUUGGUAAAGAAAAAGUAAAAGAAAAAAAUUACAAAGCUAAAGAAAGGCUUGAGCAAGGGCCUUGUUGCAGCAUCCAGCAAAAGCAUGAUGCAGUCUCUCUACUGUGCAAAAAAAUAUGUACUUCACUUUGUCCCAUCUAGUCCUGACAGUUGAUGACAUGGGUGAACAUGAGAAUUAGGUGACCAAUGUUUGGAUUAGAUCAAAUCACAAGUAAAGUAUCUAAUCCCUGUCAUCACUUCACAACACUCUUGGUGGAGUACAGGACCUUCUCUGAUCUUACUCUUCAUGCUAAGCAAUUUAAUAGUAUAUUUUGUGCAAGCUUGUAUUCAUGUGUGUACUGUUAAUUGUCAAUAAAGGUUGAUUUCGGGGAUUCCUUUACCAUAUAUUGCAAACUAUAUAAUUAGAUGAUCACUUUUGCUCUGUCUCUAUUCCCAUCUCCUAGGAAUAUUUUGUUUGCUAUAAAUAUAUGUAUGAGGCAGGGAGAGAAGGAAGAAGUUAAGAGUGAUGGAAUUACCAGGAGAAGGAAUGGUUUCUGGGGCAAGGAUACCACCAUUACGAUCUUGGGAAGAUGAGGAGAAAAUAAAGAAAAGCUUGUUCAAUAGUGCCAUGAAAGGUGAUUGGGAAAAAGUGGUGAAUUUGUACACGGAGCAUCCAGAUGUUCACAAGGUCAAGAUCACUAGAUCAGGGGACACUGCAUUGCACAUAGCCGUCUCCAAUGGGGUAGAAGAUGUUGUUGAACAGCUAGUGAAGCUCAUGAGUUCCAAUGAGGAUCUGAAAGUGGAAAAUGAGAGAGGGAAUACCCCUCUCCAUUUUGCAGCAUCAUUGGGAAACGUAAGGUUGUGCGAGUACAUUGCAAGUAAAGACUCAGCACUAAUCGGUGCUCGCAAUCAUGACAGUGAGACUCCUAUCUUCUUGGCCGCUCUCCACGGUAGGAAAGAUGCUUUUCUUCGUCUCCAUUCUAAGAUCAGGAGCACCGAUGAUGCCUACUUGUAUUGUAGAAGGAAUGAUGGUGAAACUGUUCUUCACGUUGCAAUCAUUGGAGACUAUUUUGAUUUGGCGUUUCAGAUAAUUCAUAAAUACGAAAAGCUUGUGAACUACGUGAAUGAACAAGGAUUAACCCCUCUCCAUCUUAUUGCAAGCAAGCCUACUGCCUUCAGAAGUGGGAGUCAUCUUGUAAGGCUCAACUGGAUCAUUUAUCAUUGUAUAUUUGUUGAUGAGCUCACAGUGGAUACUACCCAUGACCAACCUGAUGAUACAUCGAAGCCUUCUGAAGACGGAAAGAAUCCAACCCAUCCAGAGAACUACGACACCUGCAUCAACUUCUUUCGACUAGUGUCCAAGAUAAAUCGUGUACUCGUUAGUGAUAGAAAAGGUUGGCAUUGCUUUUUCUUUCAAAAAAAGAAAGAAGAGAAUGACGAGGAAGCAGAUGUUAAAGGACAAGAUAAUUUGAACCAACAAGGACUCCAAUCAAGUAAUCAAACUCAUGAACAUCAAUUGUUUCCUAUAAAUUACGACACUUGCUUUGAUAGCAUCAAGUUCAUAUCAAAAGCAAUGCUGAUCAUUCUCGGAUUCGGUUUUAGAGAAAUAAGGAAGAUAGAGGAGAAAAAAGAGAAGCACACAUGGUCCGUCCAAAUCAUGAAUGAACUUCUUAGACGUGCCUCUACAUAUGAGUAUGAUGACAAUGGACAGACACCCCAAUACGAAGAAGGUGAUGCAACGAUGUUUUCUUUUGGCGGAGGCAAUAUUGACACAACCAGGCUACCGGAUCAGCCCACAACGCCGCAGGUGGCAAAUGACAAAAGUUCUUCAGAAGCUAGAGAAAGCCAAGAAGGGAAAAGUGAUGAGAAGAAUAGAGAUGCUGCAGGGGAAAACGAGAAUGUUAAGAAGAAGGAGACACCCAUAUUGGUUGCGGCAAAGAAUGGCAUAACGGAAAUGGUGGAGAAAAUACUUGAGCUCUUUCCUGUGGCCAUCCACGAUGUAAAUACUGAUAAGAAGAAUAUGGUUCUUCUGGCAGUGGAGAACAGACAACCACAUAUAUACCAGCUCUUACUCGAGCUGAAAAUUAUGAAAGACAGCGUAUUUCGGAAGGUGGACAUUGAAGGCAAUAGUGCAUUACAUCUUGCUGCAAAGCUAGGAGAUCAUCGCCCUUGGCGUAUUCCUGGUGCUGCAUUGCAAAUGCAGUGGGAGAUCAAGUGGUAUGAGUUCGUCAAAGAGUCCAUGCCAAUGCAUUUCUUUGUACGCCACAACCAGGCGUCAGAGACUGCGAGGGAAGUCUUCACAAAAUCACAUAGUAAGCUCCUCAAAGAAGGGGGCAAAUGGCUCACCAGCACCUCUAAGUCGUGUUCCGUUGUAGCAGCACUCAUUGCCACAGUGGCCUUUGCCACCUCAACCACUGUGCCAGGCGGUGUCAUGAAAGGCAAAGGAACACCAACACUGGAACGCGAGACUCCAUUUAGCAUUUUCGCCAUUUCCUCGCUAAUCGCACUCUGCUUCUCUGUCACCUCCAUGAUCAUGUUCCUUGCCAUUCUCACGUCUCGGUAUCAAGAAAGAGAUUUCGGUGUAGGGUUGCCGAGGAAGCUGUUGGUGGGUUUGACAUCACUCUUCAUAUCCAUAACUGCAAUGCUCAUAUCUUUCUGUGCUGGCCACUUCUUUGUCCUUAAAGACAAAUUGAAAUUUGCUGCAUUUCCAGUAUAUUUAGUCACCUGCCUGCCAGUCAUUUUUUUUGCUGCAGCCCAGUUUCCACUUUACUUUGAUCUUAUACGGGCUACCUCUAGAAAGGUACCACAACGUAGCUACAAGGCGGCUCCUCUUUAGUUUUGUUUUUCAUUUCUUUAAGGGUUUUUUUUUUUU
Molecule: messenger RNA, 5411 nt
Organism: Cornus florida
Lineage: Eukaryota; Viridiplantae; Streptophyta; Magnoliopsida; Cornales; Cornaceae
Exons: 11
Coding region: 3066-5375 (769 amino acids)
Molecular function (GO): protein binding
Source: RefSeq, a predicted model, not a curated record